This is a messenger RNA of Urocitellus parryii (Arctic ground squirrel), 3391 nucleotides long. It is a transcript of the gene Hs6st1, whose product is annotated as heparan sulfate 6-O-sulfotransferase 1. Gene Ontology annotation, molecular function: heparan sulfate 6-sulfotransferase activity. Gene Ontology annotation, cellular component: membrane. The record is from RefSeq and is a predicted model, not a curated record. NCBI's taxonomy places the organism in Eukaryota, Metazoa, Chordata, Mammalia, Rodentia, Sciuridae.
CCUCCCAGGCCCCGCGCCCCGCGCCCGGGCCGCCGGCGAUGGUGACACAUGCGGCGGCGGCGCGCCGGCGGCAGGACCAUGGUUGAGCGCGCCAGCAAGUUCGUGCUGGUGGUGGCGGGCUCGGCGUGCUUCAUGCUCAUCCUGUACCAGUACGCGGGCCCGGGGCUGAGCCUGGGCGCGCCCGGCGGCCGCGCGCCGCCCGACGACCUGGACCUCUUCCCCACGCCCGACCCGCACUACGAGAAGAAGUACUACUUCCCAGUGCGCGAGCUGGAGCGCUCGUUGCGCUUCGACAUGAAGGGCGACGACGUGAUAGUCUUCCUGCACAUCCAGAAGACAGGCGGCACCACCUUCGGCCGCCACCUCGUGCAGAAUGUGCGCCUCGAGGUGCCCUGCGACUGCCGACCCGGCCAGAAGAAGUGCACCUGCUACCGACCCAACCGCCGCGAGACCUGGCUCUUCUCUCGCUUCUCCACGGGCUGGAGCUGCGGGCUGCACGCCGACUGGACCGAACUCACCAACUGCGUUCCCGGAGUGUUGGACCGCCGCGACCCCGCCGCGCUGCGCACGCCCAGGAAGUUCUACUACAUCACCCUGCUACGAGACCCCGUGUCGCGCUACCUGAGUGAGUGGCGGCACGUGCAGCGUGGGGCCACGUGGAAGACAUCGCUGCACAUGUGUGAUGGGCGCACGCCCACGCCCGAGGAGCUGCCACCUUGCUACGAGGGCACGGACUGGUCGGGCUGCACGCUGCAGGAGUUCAUGGACUGCCCGUACAACCUGGCCAACAACCGCCAGGUGCGCAUGCUGGCGGACCUGAGCCUGGUGGGCUGCUACAACCUGUCCUUCAUCCCCGAGGGCAAGCGGGCCCAGCUGCUGCUGGAGAGCGCCAAGAAGAACCUGCGCGGCAUGGCCUUCUUCGGCCUGACCGAGUUCCAGCGCAAGACCCAGUACCUGUUCGAGCGGACGUUCAACCUCAAGUUCAUCCGGCCCUUCAUGCAGUACAACAGCACGCGGGCGGGCGGCGUGGAGGUGGACGAGGACACCAUCCGGCGCAUCGAAGAGCUCAACGACCUCGACAUGCAGCUCUAUGACUAUGCCAAGGACCUUUUCCAGCAGCGCUACCAGUACAAGCGGCAGCUGGAGCGCCGGGAGCAGCGCCUCAAAAGCCGCGAGGAGCGCCUGUUGCAUCGCGCCAAGGAGGCGCUGCCCCGGGAGGACGCGGAGGAGCCAGGCCGAGUGCCCACCGAGGACUACAUGAGCCACAUCAUCGAGAAGUGGUAGUGGUGGCGGCCGCUGGGGAGGCCUCGCAGGGGCAGGGAUGAAAUGGGACGCAGACUCACACACAGAAGGGCCCACCCAAAACUGUUGAGGGAAGCAUCCCAAACCCGUUUAUCAGAAGGCAGAUACAUCCUGGAGGAAAAUGGAGUGGGGAAAGGGUGGGCCAGGCAGGGCGGGUCUUGCUGUUUGCCACAGUCUGGAGGCCUGACAACGUGUGUAGCCCUGUAGGUCAGAAGAAGGUGUGCUAGGAUGCCCCAGGCAUGUUGGACAUGAUGGGGCUUCCGGGUAGGUGGCUCUCUGCUCUCCUCACCCCCACAUCACUGUCACAACAGCAGGAAGUUUGGAGAAGAGAGACAUCAGAGUGAGGAUGUGCCAGGAAUGAGUCCCACACCAACUAUGCACACACUUGUACUCUCUUGCCCUCUGUCCAGGCCAGUAAGGACGAGAGACCAACUCCAAGCAACCAACCUGAAGCUUUUUGGCCUCUGAGGGCCCUGAUACCCCCAGGUCCUAGAAGGGUAUCCCUGGGAACCCAGGCAGCUGUCUAAAGUGUCCUCAGGACCGGAACUCUAGGUUCAGCCAUCCAUAGCUGCUUGAUGGUCAGAAGCCACCCCAGCUGCGGCAGAGGAGACUGGUGGCCUCUAGGAAGCCCACUUCUCUCUCUGGCCCAUGGUCAAAAUUCAGUCCAACCUGGUCUCUAGGGGUGACCACCCAGGCUGACCAGGCUCAGACAGCAAGGGCAUGGGCAUUAAGAACUCUCCCGACCCCUGUUCUUUCUGACCCUCUGCCCCCAACCCCAUCACUGGGGCAAUUAGUCAAGGGCUCACAUCCCACUGCUCCUACAACCCUGAGUAUAAAAGUACAAUAAGCUUCCAUUGGCUGGAAGGCGAAACCACACUGCUGCCGUGAGCCGUACCCUGGGGCCAUAGUAGUUCUGGAUGGCCAGGAUGAACCAAAUUAGAUUCCGAUUUUCAACUAGGGUUGGAAGAAACAGCUCUGGUACCCAGAUACUCAGCCCUCCUGACCCUGGCUCUCUGCACUUCCCUGCUCCUCCCAAAGACUGGCCAGGCCCUGUUUCCAGCAGCCCCGCAGGCUAGCCAGUGGCCCUACUAGAAGCCAUGUUGUGAACACUUGACCCGUGCCCUGUCCCCCAUUCAUUCUAGGAGGCGUAGGAGAGUCCUCACCUGAGUGUCAGGCACUCUGGCUCUGCAGAGGGCAUGUGCAUGUGCCCAGAGGCUGCAGGCUGACCCCGGAGCAGAACAGGGACCUCUUUCCUGCCCCGGGUUUCUUUUGGCCACCCUUGCUGUCCCACCAUGGAAUGAAGGCAUCUGUUGCCACAGGCAGGGGGCAAGGGACUUUUUGGUGUCCAAAGGCAAGACAGGCUCUAGGUGGGCAUCAUCCAGCCCAGAGCCACCUCCCGUGUGAGUGGCCACACUGAGGAGGUGGGCACCAAGGUGAGUCAGCAGGGUGGCUGUUUUAAAGAGAGGCCAAGCCACGCGGAAGGAUCAGUUCUGAUGCUUGUCUGGGGUGGGCAUACUCCGAGGGAGAGGACGAGUUUGUUGGGGGAGCCCUGCAGUCUUUCACAGGCCACAGGAAGUGGGUACCCAAGUCUCAAGAUGGCCUCUCCUUGGUGUGCUUCCCGUGUGCGCGGGCCUGAGUGUAGGAUCUGAUUUGUACAUAUUGGAAUAUGUUUUCACUUACUCCCCGCUGUCCCAGCUCUCGUGGAAGCAUGGGUCUCUUCUCAAUAUCUGCUGCAUUGGGAAAAUAGCCCCCUCUCAGGCCACCACCAGGCUGAGGGACCCUCAGUUCCUCGGCCGUCCAACCCAGCACUUCCCACUCAGGCCACCUGCUUUGGGGGCAAAGUUUCCUUGUGCCCACAGCACCUAGAUGUCCCAGGACUCAGAGGACAGAAGCCAGCAGGCAGUGAGCUAACAACUUGGUCACAAGCACCCUACAGACCUGCAGAUGUCCCCUCCUGGAGGGGGCACCAGGGACAGCAGAACUGUCCAAUCAACAUGUCUGAACUUUUUGGGAACUGGAACUGUUUAACUUGAACCCAGGAGCGUUUAAAAGCUUUAUUUAUUUAUAGCUUCUUAUUAAAAAAAAAAAA